ACGCGUGGCCAACCUUUCACCUUAAGAUGCUGGAGUGGAUGAGUAAAUAUAAACCAGUUCCCAAGCUCUCCAGUCAGUCUCCUGUCCAUCAUACCAAUCUGAGGACCCAGCCUUCAGGCAGAGCCUUUAAGAAAGAAGACUUAAGUCAGAUUUCAAAAGACUCCUUAGAAUCAGAUUCGGAAAGCCUCCCCCAAGAGAUUAAGGCCCAGUCCAAAGUUGAGGACCAAAUCCAGGACAAAAAUAUGGAGCCUGACAGCUUAGAAGAGGACAGCCCUGACCAGGAAAGCCUGAGUGAGCCAGAAGAGGAAGUAAACAGAAAAACAGCUCACAGGGCCAACAAGGAAGACCUGGGAGCCCAGGGUGGUAUGAAUCACAGCCAUCAUCAUGCAGAAGACAAAUACUCAGACCUCCGAUAUGAUCCCAACUGGAAGAAUAAGAAAGAGGAGGAGGCGCCAUUGCCUGGGUCUGCUGAUAGCUCUUCAGAAAGCCUGCCUCUGGCUCCACUCUACCCUUCCAGGGAACCGUCAAUGGGACUCUCAGCAGGGAAAGGCCAAGAGAAGAGGAGUCCUCAGAGUGAAGUCUCCUUGCUUGGAAGUGAGUUCCUAAGCCCCAACUAUGAGCGUGGCACCCGUCAAAAUGAGUCCUUUUCAGAAUUAAGCGACAGUGACCAGGAGGAGAAGUCCAGCAACCUCUCCCAGUACCUGAAGAGCUCAAGUUCACACAAUGACGUGUUCCUGCCAGGAUCACGAGGGCCCCGGAGAAGGAAGUCCAAACAAUAUUUUGUGGAGAAAAACAAGCUGACUCUGGGAUUACCUACGCCUAAAACAGACUCUUACCUUCAACUUCACAAUAAAAAAAGAGGAGAGACUCGCCUCGAACAGAUCUCCUACCCCAUCAGAGACACUAGCAAGAUGGCCGUCCAGAAUGACAACGAGGUCGAAAAGGCUUCCGUGGAUCCUGAGGAUAAAUGGCACCAGAGAGCAAAGCAACUCAAGGUCAUCUGCUGGAUUGUGUGAGGGGUGUGCUUCAAGUGAUGCUGCUAGAUAUAAGUCAUGUUUGUCCCUGGGUUCCUGUUACUUAAGGGUCUGUUUUAUGCCUAGAAUACUUACGUACCAUGCUAUGCUGAAGACUGCCUUCUGCCAAGGAGUGCCGUAGCUUGCAUGCUUGCUCUGCCAGCAACCCUGCCUGCUUCUUAAAAGGUCCCCUGUCCCAGAACACCAUCAUGUCACACACUCCAAGCACACAGAGACAAAAAUCUCUCACCAAAGGAAGGGAUGAGGGAUGUGCAGGGGGGAAAUGGUAUGUGGCCUCUGGGAGCCAGUAGCUACCCAGUAGACUCAGGUGACACCAUCUCUAAAGCUGAUGGAAUACCUCAGAGCCUCGCCAAGCCUUGUUUCCAGAACAUUCAAGCUUACCAGCUGGUAACUUAGUAUGAUGGCAUCCUUCUUGUCCGUGGACACUCCUAAGUGAUUUGGAGGCAGGGGUAAUUGUCCCACCAUUUCUAGAAGAAAUAGGAAAAUAAUUAGGAUCUCAUCUUUUCCUGAGUCUGUCCAUAGAAUUAUAUGGAGCCAUUCUUGGAUGUGGUUCCACCCCUGUUUAAGAAAAGAGCAUGGUGUCGUGCCUUUA
Messenger RNA from Onychomys torridus (southern grasshopper mouse), 1626 nucleotides. RefSeq names its product junctional cadherin complex regulator (gene Jhy). The coding region runs from base 27 to 1016 and encodes 329 amino acids. NCBI's taxonomy places the organism in Eukaryota, Metazoa, Chordata, Mammalia, Rodentia, Cricetidae. Gene Ontology annotation, biological process: brain development; axoneme assembly. The transcript is spliced from 4 exons. The record is from RefSeq and is a predicted model, not a curated record.